Molecule: messenger RNA, 668 nt
Organism: Didymodactylos carnosus
Lineage: Eukaryota; Metazoa; Rotifera; Eurotatoria; Philodinida; Philodinidae
Source: the annotation of a GenBank genome assembly
AUGUCUUGUCGGCAUUAUCAUUCGUCAUCGGAUUAUGAUUCAUUACAUCAUGACCGACAUUACCGAGAUCGUUUUCUACGCUUACCAGAAGAUAAACCUGAAGGGUUAAACAGCAAGGAAGAAAAAAAUUGGGAUAAAGCAACAGAAAAAGCAUGGAAAAAUUACAAAUUAUCUACAGAGUUAGUCCAAUUUAAAUUACCAUCAACAUCAUACAUCAUUCACUAUAUUAAUACUCAAACAUCAAAAUCUUAUCUGUGGGAAAUGAUUCAUUAUGUUCGGGACACACAACAGUUUACAAUUGACGACGAAAAGUAAGAACAAAGAAAAAGAAAAACGAAUAUAGAUAUUUACUAAUCAUGCAGUGAGAUGAUGAUAAUACAGAGAAAAAACCGAAACAUGAUAUGUGAUCUGUGUGAUAUAUGUAUCGAGAUACCUGACUGUAACAAUCUUCCCCUUUAUAAAAAUGUGUGUGUUCAUACGUGACAAUAUCAGUUUAAAAAAGUAAUGGAACAAAAGUACUAUACAAAAAACCGAAUUAGUGCUUAAAGAUGUCAUGGAGAAUUUCCCUUUCCGGGAAAAAUCCGACUUUUGGCCCGCCAAUAAUUUCUAGGUCUCUUUUUCGCACUUCCCCACGGGAAAAUGUUUCACACGUAGUCGAUGUGCAGGUU